Molecule: messenger RNA, 1809 nt
Organism: Plasmopara halstedii
Lineage: Eukaryota; Oomycota; Peronosporomycetes; Peronosporales; Peronosporaceae
Product: signal recognition particle receptor subunit alpha
Exons: 7
Coding region: 1-1809 (602 amino acids)
Biological process (GO): SRP-dependent cotranslational protein targeting to membrane
Cellular component (GO): signal recognition particle receptor complex; endoplasmic reticulum membrane
Molecular function (GO): signal recognition particle binding; GTP binding; GTPase activity
Source: RefSeq, a predicted model, not a curated record
AUGAUUGACCACUUUGUUAUAUUUUCUAAGACUGGCACGGUGCUAUGGUCACGCACGCUGUGCAAACUGAGCGGUGAUCCUGUGGACAGUCUAAUCAGCCGCGUCUUAAUGGAAGAUCGUGCUGGCGAAAAGAAGUAUAUCGAAGAUGCAUACUCCAUGCAGUGGGUGUUUGAAAACAAGCUCGACCUGGUCUUUGUAGUAGUUUACCAGAAAAUUCUUCAACUUUUGUACAUUGAGGAGCUACUAGAACUCGUCAAGAAAGAUUUCAUUGCGAUGUUCCCGCAACAAAUUGCUAGAAAGACACCCGUGACAUAUGAAGCAAAGUUUACGAAGAUUCUUAAAGCAACGGAGCUCAAAUUUACGAACAAACUAAUGCACAAGGGUCCACGCGCUUUCAAUUCAUCCAAAAAAGUGAAGGUCAAAGGUGUGACAUCCAGCACGACGGGCAAAACGGCGUGUUCAUCGCGUUCAACGACGACUUUAGAGAGUAGUGAAGAUGGAUAUGAUAGCAUCACGUCCGAUGGGAAGAGUAAGAGCCUGGAGGAGCUGGAGAAUGAAGCCGCUUUAAGUUCGAAGAUACGCACCAUGCGCACAGGACCGCGUUAUACGAGAAAGGAGAAGGCCUUGAAGGAGCCCAAGAAAAGCAACAAGAAAAUGACGAUAUGGGAAGACACCAAGGUUUCAACGAAGGAAGCUAAAGCGCUAGAUCGCUCGAGAACGAUUACAGCCGAAGAGGAGGAAGCGCAGCUUCGCGAAAAGCGUGACGCUUAUAUCGGAGAGAUGGAUACCAGCGAUUUUAAAGAAGUUUCCGAGACUGAUGAUGAGUCGAUAAGCUCUUCUGGAGCAGAAUCUGACUCAAGCCAGGGCGGCUGGAGCUUUUCAAAAACCCGUCUGGGUGAUUUUCUGAAUACAGUGACUGGUAACAAGAUUCUCGAGCGAGAAGAUUUGAAGUCAGUAAUCACUCCGAUGCAUCAAAUGUUGAUUACCAAGAAUGUGGCUUCGGAAGUUGCCGACGAACUGUGCGAGUCGGUCAUCGCUACUGUAGUCGGCCAAAAACUUGAAAGCUUCACGCGCAUCUCUACUGUCGUGCGCAAAGCUUUGGAGGCCGCUUUGCUGCGUAUAUUGACGCCAAAAAAGUCAACUGACGUUUUGCGAGAGAUCUUGCAGGCUAGAUCGGAAGGCAGGGCUUAUAGCAUUGUGUUCGUGGGCGUGAAUGGUGUCGGAAAGUCCACCAGCUUGUCUAAGGUGUGCUACUAUCUUAAGUCGAAGGGAAUUAAGGUCAUGAUUGCCGCCUGCGAUACGUUUCGAUCAGGUGCUGUCGAGCAAUUAAAUCAGCACGCCAAGGUUUUAGAUGUGAAGCUGUUUCAAAGGGGCUAUGCAAAAGACCCCGCCUCCGUGGCGAAGGAGGCUGUGAAGUACGGCACGGAAAAUGGAUAUGAUUGCGUGCUAAUUGAUACGGCUGGUCGUAUGCAAAAUAAUGAGCCUUUAAUGCGUGCACUGGCAAAGCUUGUUUCAAAAAAUGAGCCCGACCUAGUUCUUUUUGUCGGAGAGGCAUUGGUGGGUAAUGAUGGCAUUGACCAGCUUUCGAUGUUCGAUCGGGCUCUUGCCGACUAUUCCGACCGCCGUGAGCCGCACCGUAUUGACGGCAUUGUUAUCACGAAAUUUGACACGAUUGAUGACAAAGUUGGUGCCGCAGUAUCGAUGGUGUACAAAACUGGCCAGCCAAUCAUGUUUGUUGGCACAGGCCAAAAGUAUACGCAUCUGAAGAAGCUGAACGUGCGCACAGUACUUCGUCAUCUCCUUCAGUAA